AUGCCUCACUCACCGUAUCAUCUGUGCCAGUCUGCCAGGCUGAGUAUUGCUCUCUUAGCGCUCUCGGUGAGUAUAUUGACAUGCGCGGACGUCCUUGCUGGAGUACAGGUAGAGGAUUCUGCUCCAGAAAUCCUGUACGUGCGCGGCUGCCGCGACGGUGCGGCAGAAGCACGGGAGACGACCGGGUGCUUUGCAACACGCGUCGGCGUGUCCGCGUCCUCGUCGCCUUCAUCGGUCCCAAUCGCGAGUGUGAGGCUCUCCUUGCAGGGCGUGCACCUUCCUUCCGAGGUGCGAGACUUGGACAACGGUGACUCACAGGCGGUACUGCACCGGGUGCUGCUGCAGGAGCACCGCCGUCCACCGCUCCUGGGCCAGGCGCAAAGCGAUGCCGACACACGUUUGCUUGAGAAGAUUGUUUUGACCUGCAACCAACCCACUGCUUCGCCGGUGUUCCCUACGCAGCUCAUAUCAUGCGAGCUGGCAAACCCGCUCCUCAGCCUCGCUGGUGUGGAGGGCAUGGCGCCGCAGCUGAUGCGGCUGGUGAGCCAACCGGUGUGGUUCGAUGUGCGCCUUGAGGAGCGACGCAGCGGUGAGGAGGUGUACCGAGCCAUUAGCGUGCUGCGCCGUGCCGUGGAGUUGCGAGUGACGAACAUGACAAGAACCGAAGGCGAGCCGGCGGCCGAGGCGCUGCAUAGGGAAGCGAAGAGAGUAUCAUGGGAAGAGGUGCGUCAGCACCCACUCGAACGUCUGUACGCGCCUUCUUCCGCGUCUCAGGACUCUGCCAGGCUCGCAGGCAAGUCACGCAGCGGCGCGAAGGACCCAUUCGACAGCGACCCCGCAACGAGUGGCGAGGAGGUGUGGGUGGAGCUCGGCAUCGGCGGCCUCAAGCGCGAGCUUCACACGCUCUUCCGCCGCGUCUUUCUCUCUCGGCUUCCAUCUCUAGCGCCGCUCACCGAGGCAUUGCAGCUACAGCACGUGCGUGGCGUUAUUCUCUACGGACCGCCUGGGAACGGCAAAACACUCAUUGCGCGCAACUUAUUCCGCGUGCUGAGUCCUGACACGCGCCUCUCCGUCGUGAACGCGGCCGACAUCUUGUCAAAGUUUGUCGGGGAGUCGGAAAAGAACUUGCGUGACGUGUUCGAGGGGUAUGCCAUCGGCACGAGAUCCGCGGAGGAGACGGCGCAGCACGAGAGCGGUCAAACAUCCCGCUCAGCGCCCAAGGCCAGUGACCCCAAGAAGAAAGGCGCGCUGCUGGUCCUCGUGAUUGACGAGUUCGAGGCACUCUUCCGCCGCCGCGGCCACUCCAGCGAUGAGAGCUCUGCCAAAGCAGUCUAUGACGGUGUCACUAACACACUGCUGUCUCUCAUGGACGGCGUGAAGAGCCGGAACGACCUUCUGGUUGUUGGCCUGACAAAUCGGCUGCAGGCGAUUGACCCGGCGCUGCUUCGUCCGGGCCGCUUCGAGGUGCUCAUCGAGAUCCCCGCGCCGGACCUCUAUGGCCGCGAGGACAUUUUUUUCAUUCAUACAGAGCGGCUGCGAGAGCAGAACUUCCUCGCACCCGACGUGACGCUGCGAGAUCUGGCACUGGAGAGCGGCGGGUUCUCUGGGUCUGACAUCGCCGGCACGGUGCGCUCUGCCCUGAGCUACGCGUUGCUGCGGUAUCGCAAGGAUGGUCUUUUCCAGGGCACCCCGGAGAGCACGGAGGCCGGCGAGGGGUCGUCUGGCGUAGCGGACGCGGAGAUGAUUGGCCACCGCGUAAGCGGCGUUGACGGGUGUGAGCUGGAGGGCACAGGAGAGAAUGACAGUAUGGCUUCCACGGCUUCGUCGCCUUCACCGUUUCAAGUAACGCUGUCGGACUUUCAGCGCGCCAUCAAGGACAUCCGCAGCGCCAAAGACGAGGCUUCUGUGUUGUCGCAGCUCUCCACGGACAGCGAGGGGUCUGGCACCGAGGUUGUCGACCACGACGGCACCGUGAGCAAGAACAUCAAGAGGGCGACUGCGGUGAUUGAGAGCGUGAUGCAGAGCAACCGCACCGUGACGGGGAUGCUCGCCAUCACAGGACCCCCAGGCACCGGCAAGUCUACCCUGGCCCGAGUCCUCACCCGUGUCUACGACUUUACGACGGUGCGCUACCUCUCCUGCCGUCGUCUGGCGCAGCUGCCUGAUCACGAGGAGCAGCUGGCAAAGCUUCGGGAUGCUCUCCACGAAGCGUCGCACACAGAACGUGGGAUCGUGGUCCUUGACGACUACGACGUUCUUGUCGAUGUCAUGGGUACGGGUGGGUACGCCGCGAACACGCUGCGCGCCUUGCUGUACGAGUACAUGCACCGCCCGGGGGGAGUGAGUCGCGCCUUGGUUGCGAACUCUCCUUUGAGGGGUGCUGAGGAGGCCGGCGGCAGCGUAGUUCCGAAUGCUGAAAGCCGUGUCUCAGUUGAUCGAAGCCACCGUGUGCUGGUGCUCACGUCUUCCCUCUCGUCGGUGCUGCAGCCGCUCUCUUUUGAUGCACACCUGCGCGUUCAUACAGUGCUGCGGCGCGGAGCAGAAGCUCUGCUGCAGGAAUACCGCGUGGUGGACCCGGCGCAUACAGUCAAGGCGGCAGCGGCCUACCCGGUGUCGAUGAGCUACCGCACCUUCCUGCGCAUCACGGACAUGUCCCUGCAGCGGUGGGUGCAGGAGGUUGAAGACGCCGCCGGCACCAAGGAGGACUCGUCGUUGAGCGAUGUGGGGUCGGCGGAGUCGCCGAUGAAGUUGCCGGCGUACUUUGUAGCAUCUGAUGAGAUGCACACCGUCUACACCGAGAUGCACGCGAAACAGGUGAUUGAGAACUUUUAUGCGGUGACCGGCGAUGCAGCCAGUCGCCGCUUUGUUUCCGCAGUGCGCGCCACAGUCACCAAUAUGGGUUUAAUGGACCCGUACCAGGGCUGGGGCGGCGAGGAUAGCGACCACAACGGCGAAGAGGAGGGCACGGGAGAUGUAGACGAACUUGUGGGUGGUGCGGAUGAGGUGCUGUGGUAG
Leishmania braziliensis MHOM/BR/75/M2904 is the source of this 3015-nucleotide messenger RNA. RefSeq names its product putative vesicular-fusion ATPase-like protein. Gene Ontology annotation, biological process: intra-Golgi vesicle-mediated transport; SNARE complex disassembly; Golgi to plasma membrane protein transport. Gene Ontology annotation, cellular component: Golgi stack. The transcript has a single exon. The coding region runs from base 1 to 3015 and encodes 1004 amino acids. NCBI's taxonomy places the organism in Eukaryota, Euglenozoa, Kinetoplastea, Trypanosomatida, Trypanosomatidae. The record is from RefSeq and is a predicted model, not a curated record. Gene Ontology annotation, molecular function: ATP hydrolysis activity; ATP binding.